Messenger RNA from Babesia ovata, 6024 nucleotides. RefSeq lists its product as uncharacterized. NCBI's taxonomy places the organism in Eukaryota, Apicomplexa, Aconoidasida, Piroplasmida, Babesiidae. The coding region runs from base 1 to 6024 and encodes 2007 amino acids. The record is from RefSeq and is a predicted model, not a curated record. The transcript is spliced from 2 exons.
AUGUUCCAUUUCACCUCCUUUAAUUUUUAUCUAACUUUUUUUCCACUUUCUUCUCUCACCUCUUUUGCCCUCCCUCCUUGGCCUCCUUCGUCGGCCUCCAUCGACUGGUUGAUCCAGGUUAAGCAUGGGAAUGGUGGUGGUACCAAUGGCCUCGAUGAGUUGGCCAAAGCUUUGCAAAAGUUGAUCAAUAACGCCAUUAAAGAUGCUACAACUUCCCUCCAACACAAAUCCGACAAGCUCUCUUGCUCUCCAAAUCCACAUGAUCCUCACUCCUACUGUAGUACACUUGAUGGGCUUAUGAAGUCCAAAAAUGAACAACUUAAAAACGCUAAAAACAUCUCUAAUAAAUCACUAAUAUCCUCUUUAGAAGCUCAAAUACAGCGCCAUAAAUCCAACAAAGAUGACUGCACUAAGUCCCAUUUCAUGGACGGCGAGCGUAUGUCCUCCCUUGAGGGGGAAGUGCAUCAUGGCAUUGAUGUUAUUGUGAAGCUUACACAGUUUAGUGGCGGUGAAGAUAGCAUUAUAGAGUUAAUUGAGAAAGAAAUUGAGAGGCUUACAAAGCAGCAUAAAGACUGUCAAAAGUCUCCGCAGUCUCCUGACUGUGCUCAGCAUAAAAAGCUUGAGGAGCUUAAAAAGAAACUUAGUGAAAUUAGCACUAAUAAAAAUAAUAGUCCACAUGAUUUAUUAAAUAACCUCUGCACAGGCCUCGAAAAAUUUCUCGGCCUUAGUAAUGGUAAUUACACCGGAGAGAGCAUCGUGUACUCGGACCUUGACAGGCUCUGCGACGGGGUGAUGGCGUUCUUUUAUGGUGUUUUACAUAACAUUAAGCCUAAAUUAGGCCAGCAUAAAGACACUUUAAAUGAUGCACUUAACUCACUUAAAAGCACAAAUAAUAAUGGUUUUACUAAAUACAAGGCGGCGGUAGCCGAGGUGGAGGGAUGGGUCAAGAGGUACAAUAAUGAAGUCGCCGCCUCAAAUUCUAAGGUAAGUCAACAAAUUAAUUUGUUGCAGGAGCACGUCAAAUUGUACAAUGAAGAUAUUCUAGAGACACAAUUUGGAGACAAGCAUCUAGUUGGUACCUUGAAGGUUGAACAGGCCAAAGACCAAAUUGAUCUCAAGGUGGAAGAAUGUCAAAAGCACGCUAAAACAUUCACUGAUAAUUUAGAUGUUAAUAGAGACCACAAUAACCUUAAAGAAUCAAUCACUGACCUAAAUGCUAAAUUAAAAGAUAAGCUUGAGAGCGUGCGUAAGACGGUGGAGUAUGAGAGUGCGCGGUUGGGGGAGGUGAAAGUGCAGGAGGAGGGGGAGUUGGAGGCAUGGAUAGCGGAGAUUAAGAAGGUGUUGGAAGAGCUUAGAUGUAAUGUAGAUAAGAAAAUUGAUGCGCAGGUGGGGGAGUUUAUCAAAAAAUUGAAGGACCAAGUGGAGCCUAUCUUGGAUAGUCUGAAGAAAAUCGAGAAGAGUCUUGGAGGCUAUAUUUUCGAGUUGGAACAGUGGAUCGUUAAGUCCGGCAUAUUGGUAGAAGAAACCAUAGGAGAGGCCAGGGAAAUUGUGGAAGAGAAGCCUGGGACGUAUAAUAAAAUGAAAUAUGAAGAAAUUGCUAAAAACAUGAAUGGUUGGGUACAGCCGCUUGAGGAUUAUAUUAACCAUGUUAAGAGUUUGGCCGCGGAUGUCACUGCGAAGAUUACGGAGUUGGGGAAGAAGUUUGACAGCUCGCAAAAUAUUGAGCAAAUUUUUGGCCAUAUUAAUACAAAGGUUGACGGGAUAAAAAAUAUGCCAAACGGUCUGGAAUUGAUUGUUGGUGAGUCCGGUACGUAUAAAACCAAAAUUGUCUCCAAGCUUACUGAUCUCAACUCUGAAGCCUCCAAGCUCACCAAACAGUUCAUCGACGCGCAGGCGGCGGAGCUGGAGAAAAGGAUCGAGAGGCAGCUGGAGAGCAUGCCGGAGCAGAUAAAGGGUGCGCAUGUUGGGGGAUUGGAGCACAAUUUGCAACAGAUUCAAUUAUUAAGAUCCCAGUUAGGCGUAAAGGGGAACCCAAAGUCUCUGACUCAGGAAAAUGUUGCCGAUUACCAACGUCAACUCGAUGUCAACCGUGAAAAUAUUUUAUCCACCAUAAAUAGGGCAAACGAUGAAUGGCAAAAACAUUUGCACAGUGAGGUGCAGCGAUUAAGCGGUGAAUCCCUCCAAUUUCGAAAUUUUUCCUCAGGUAUGCAUCACACCACCACCAAUGAAUCCAAGAGUCUUUACGAGAGGGUGACAAAACUUGCCGAACAAUAUGGAAGCUUAGAAAACCUUGCGGAUAGCGUUGGUGUCUAUGAAUCUCUGAUGCAAUCCUUUAAGCCUACAAAGCAGCAAGUUGAUCAGCUCAAAAGGCAAGUUGAAGAGGACAUUGUAAAAAAUGCUAGCGCAUCAAACGGUUCCAUUAGUUUGUCAGAUAACAUACAUCGUUCUGCCCAAACCAUUCUCCCCAGUGCCGUCUCACAAGCUACAUUACUAUCUAGUCAUCUUCAAAGCGCAAUUGAAAUCCAAAAGCAAUCGCUCAACCAACAACUUUAUGGCCAACAACUUGGAUACCCAGCUUGGCCAUCACAGCAUUUGCGUGCUGGAUACGGUUAUAAUUCUUACAGCGGCCGCGGUACAUAUCACCAAUUUCAACACCAACUCACCGCCAACAACCCCGCACCUACACUCAAAGAUCUGUUCACGAAAUUCGACCAACAAGUCAAAGCGGAGCUCUCCAGAUUAACCGACAAUGUCGGCACGAAAUCCACCGACCGAGACAGUGUCUACAAAGAAUUGGACGCCGUUAAGAAGAACGUUGACGACCUGAACAGUAAGCUUGAAUCGGCGACUAAGCAAAACGCCGUCUCAUCCGCCGAGCCGGUUAACCACGCCAAAAACCUGGACGACGCAAUCGAUAAACUGAAAGACACAGGCACCGUAGCAGUCGUCGAAGGUGCCAAGGAUGCCCUUAGCAACCUGUCCACGCAAAUCAAUCAAAAUCUCACUGAGUUGUUGAAGGCGUUCGGUGACAAAGGCGAACGUGUAAAGGAGCGGUUAGAAAAGCUUAAAGAGUACAUUGGCAAAAACCCACUUAAGAUUCCCGACAGUCUUCAGAAAAUCCACGGCAAGCUCACUGAUCUGCGAAACGAACUUGCAAGUAAGCCUCUAAAAGCAACCGAAGAACUUUUGAAAUUCAUCACCCACGCCGAACGACACUAUGCCGGCGCAAUUAAAGAUCAUCUCAACACUCAGGUCAAACAAGCCUCCGACAAACUCACCACCCACGCGCGCAGGCAGUACGUCGAGGCCCUCAAGUUCGCGCUCCAGCAGUUCGCCGCCAAGGUGACGGGGGAGCUCAGAGAGUUGCGGGGGAUGAUCGAUGCCGACUUGGAGCAGGGCCACAAAAAGUUUAUGAAGACGUUCCAUGACAGUUUCCUUACCGAGGCUCAGAAAAUAAGUGGCGUCGAUCCCAAGCAGUUUACUCCAGACAGUUCUCCACUCAGCAACGCUUCAAAAAUAUUCCAUGAAGCUUCAACAACGUUCGUCGAGCAGUUGAAGGAGCAAAAAGACUUCACCGAAGACUUCCAGAAAAUCGAGCCGUCCACCAAGGCGCUUCACACUCUGCUUGAGAAGCUCCACGAGUCAAAAUACUUUAAUCCUAAUUUUUUCACAAACCUAGAAAAACUUAACGAAUCACUUAGCGCAUUUAAUCCCAAAGCAUACGGCGAGGGAGAUAUCCCUCCCAUCCUCAAUGCACUGCGAUCAGGCUUCACGCCACUGGUCGACGAGCUCGGGAAGCAGUACACGAACGUGUACGAGGGGGCUGCGCCGAUCAAGGAGUGGGUGACUGAGGUCACUGAAAAAUCCAAAUUGCCUGCUGAAAAUGCGUCACCUAAAACCAAAUUGACAGAGAACGGCGAGCGUGGCACCAAAGUCUUACUGACAAUGCUCUCGAUACUCAGGGAGGACUUUGAGGAGUUGAGAGAACAAUGUCGAGAAAAAUGGAAUGCAAAAUGCAUUCGUUUGAGUGACGAUGUAAAUGGUGGAAGAUCUAGCAACCCGCUUGGCAAGUUUUUCCAGAAUUGCGGAUACCGUGUCUCCAAGGAGAAACAAGACGGCGUGCUGCGGCAUAAUGACAAAUUCACGGGUUCACAAAUUCUCGGCCUCUUGGUUAAUGGCGGUGAAAAGCCAUCGAGUGGCAGUGCAAUUUACGAUGCCGGUAACGAUUCGGCCGGCGCACUUUUUAAUAUCUACAAACAUCUCGGCACUUAUCUCCAGGUCCAUCACCUACAACACAUCGACUCACCUAAGAUACCCACCACCGUAUGCCAUAUGUUGGAAUGGUGUUCCGGGUUGCGAUACAAUCCGAUGUAUGAAAGUGUUAGAGGGUAUUUUGACAAAUUGUUAUCUGAGUUGAAGGUGCAUCAAUUACCUGUUGCUGCGCCAAACGACAUUAAGGGCAAAACGCAAUCGCAUAUCAAAGCCAGCGAAAUGAAAAUAGAACUUCGUGAUGUGUGUUUCCGUGCCGAAAAAACAUUAAUCGCAGUCCUCGGCCACGGCCACGAAGGUGGCCGAUACGCUGUUGACUUUAGCACAAACCCAGAUAAAUUGAUGUAUCCAAGUAACAUGACAUCAUUAAUAUGCCUGCUGUUAGAUAUCCUCAAACGCAUGUACCACCAACUUUAUUUCAUGUUUAAACAGUGUUCGUAUAACAGUGAUCUCAGCGGCUGGCGUGACUGCCAUUAUGGUCAGCACGUGAGUGGGUCAUCGUGGCAGUGCAAUGAGAAGCAAUGCCCCAAGCAAGACUGCGACCAAAAGCACAACCAAAGCGCCGACCAACAUACCAACUGCGGUGUCAAGUCGCCGCUGCAGUCGUUCCUUGAGGACGGACUCCCUGGGUUCCUGCCGCAUAGUGUCACAUCGAAGGGUUCCAGCUUUUCAUGUUCGACUUGUACACGUGGCUCUCCAGGCACCCCCUGUAAAACUCCCAUGGGAUUUGCCGAUAUUAUCACUGUCGCAUCCCAUACAAGUAGAGGUGAACGCAUUAUGAGAGUUCUUCGCGAUCUAUGCGGUGACUCCAGUAAGCCACUCACCAGGCUGUGCGCUCAACUAAAUAGCCUCCUGCCCAGCGCACCCAAAACACUAGGUGACAUGUUCGCGUUUUACUAUAAUUUCAUUUAUAACUGGGCAGACAGCGGUAGGGAGCAAAAAUUGGACGCUUUUAAUAAAGCUGUUGCGAAAGCCAAUUUCAAUAACGCAUAUGAUAACAUAGAUCCUGGUACCAUUUUCGGUAACAGUAAGCAUACGCAUAAGCAGGCCGACGCUGACCUCUACAGUCUCGUUUGCAACCCGAGAAAUUCUAUUGUAUGUGGCCCGUAUUUGCAUCCCCUUAAUCAUGAUAUAAGCAGCGUGUUCACCAACAAGAAUGCCGAUAAGUAUCUAUCAUGGGUCACGUAUAUAACAGAAACAUUCUACAAUCUACUUAAAGCGCUCUAUGAAGAGUGCAAUAAAGCCUGCGGUAACAAGGGCUCCAAAUGCUAUGGCAACAGUUGUAUUAAAGAUUGCCCGGCAGGACAAAAUGCGUCGUCAUCGGCCCAUAACAAAGACUGCAAGUCAAUUGUUCACUGCCAAUCGACGCUUCCGACGUUAUGUAGAUAUGGAUUUUAUUUCGGCGACUCUGGCAUACUAGCCAAUGCCUCAGAUUCAACAGUUACGAAAAAGAAUUGCAGACAGUUCUGCAACGCAAUGGAAUACGUCCUAAAAGAAGGCAAAGCGUUCCACACGUUGGAAACCAUUCAUCUGGACAUUGUUAGCCCUCUGGUCGCUGUCGCUCCUGUACCUGCUGCACAUCACCGUCGUCCGCCUCGACGUCCUGAGGAUACGCUCCCACCUAAAAUCACCCGCAAGCCACCGCAUCGCCGCACAGUCCCUCCUCGCCGCCGCACGCGUCAAGGCACUCGCCAACGUCAAGUACUUCUCACCAUAAUCGUGCCUUCACGUGUGAUCUGUGCAUCACUCACCUAA